ACUGGGGAGAGUGGAAAAAGCACGUUCAUUAAGCAAAUGCGUAUCAUUCAUGGCUCAGGCUACUCCGAAGAGGACAAAAAAGGCUUCACCAAGCUGGUGUACCAAAACAUCUUCACUGCCAUGCAGUCUAUGAUCAGGGCCAUGGAAACCCUGAAGAUUCUGUACAAAUAUGAACAGAACAAGGCCAAUGCAGUGCUGAUCCGGGAAGUGGAUGUAGAAAAGGUCAUGACAUUUGAGCAGCCAUAUGUAAGUGCAAUUAAAACAUUGUGGAAUGACCCUGGAAUACAAGAGUGUUACGACAGGAGAAGAGAAUAUCAGCUUUCCGACUCAGCUAAAUACUAUCUUAGCGACGUGGAUCGUAUUGCUACCCCGGGAUAUCUACCAACUCAGCAAGAUGUGCUACGGGUUAGAGUUCCUACGACCGGGAUCAUAGAGUACCCCUUUGACCUAGAGAAUAUUAUCUUCAGAAUGGUGGAUGUUGGAGGUCAAAGAUCAGAACGAAGGAAGUGGAUCCAUUGCUUUGAAAACGUGACUUCCAUCAUGUUUUUAGUAGCACUUAGUGAAUACGACCAAGUUCUGGUGGAAUCUGAUAACGAGAACCGGAUGGAAGAGAGUAAAGCUCUCUUUCGAACCAUUAUCACUUAUCCAUGGUUCCAAAACUCUUCUGUUAUCCUCUUUCUCAACAAGAAAGAUCUAUUGGAAGACAAGAUUCUAUAUUCCCACCUUGUUGACUAUUUCCCGGAGUUUGAUGGCCCACAGAGGGAUGCACAGGCAGCCCGUGAGUUCAUUCUCAAGAUGUUUGUGGAUUUAAAUCCAGACAGCGAUAAAAUCAUCUAUUCUCACUUCACAUGUGCCACAGACACAGAAAACAUCCGUUUCGUCUUUGCGGCUGUCAAGGACACCAUCCUACAGCUCAACUUGAAGGAGUACAACCUGGUUUGACCUGUUCUGCUCUUGGCCCCUUGAGAGGCUUCAUUGUGGAGAAAAGACAAAAAAAGAAAUUUUAAAUAUGACAGGAAAAAAAGUUUUAAUUUUUGAUGAUGUAAUGAUUGCAAAUUGUCUGAUCUGUGGAGUGGCAAGUGCUCAGUGUUAUCCUGGAGUCUCAUGUCUCUAUCCACAGAGUAGUUGAUUUCAUAUUUUUAACAAAUUGCUUUUAUUUCACAGUUAACGGGGAUAUGCCUCAUUUCUUCAGCACCUUGCUUACUUCUUAAUUUUUGCCAAACAGCUAAGGCAGUCUCAUCUUGAGCUUUCCUUUGUUGCUUAGCCACUUUUUUCCCCCCUUUUCAUUCCCAUGGUAUAUAUAUAAAAAAACCCCUUUCCAGAUGAGAUUGUGAAUUCACUGGACUGUGGGAGUGCAGAAUGCUACUGGUCCCUUUGCCUUGUGCUAUAGGGUGCCUCUGUUGUAAUUUGCAAAUCCUGCUUGCUUUCUCCGUCACUCCCUCCCUUCUUUCCCUUCCCUUCCCUUCCCCAGGACACGCUCCAUGGUUCACUGUGAUGAAAUGUUGGGGAGGAGCGAUUGCUCUCCAACUAUUGUGCAAAAAAAGAAAAAGGCAAAACAAACAAAAAAAGC
Molecule: messenger RNA, 1570 nt
Organism: Tauraco erythrolophus (red-crested turaco)
Lineage: Eukaryota; Metazoa; Chordata; Aves; Musophagiformes; Musophagidae
Source: RefSeq, a predicted model, not a curated record